CUCUGAAUGGCUGAAAUCAGAAACCGUGCUGUUUUACAAUUAGGUCUGCAUAUUUCCGUGUCCUAAUUCAAUGUCCUGAUGAGGAUUUGGAACACUGUAGUAUUCAGCAAAAGCUGGUUCCAACCAGAGCAUUAGUUGUUUUGCUCUCUUUAAUUAAAAGCAAAUCCAUGGUUAUAAUUGAAUUAUGUGAUACAUAAUCAAUAGUCCCAGUUGAAGAGUUCAUAGAAAAUCCAGAGCAAAAUGGACACAACAGCAGUUCUCCUUUCUCCGAGCAACUACAAAUCAUGUCAGCCACACGAUUACAGUACAACAAUCACCGGUGAGAAGCUGUACACCUUUGCACUGCGUUGCACAUUAUAGGUAACCGUGACCUGACUCUGGCAAAGCUUGCUGCUUGAAACAUAUGACCAUGUAACUUCACCACUUUGGAGUCUGUUCGGACUUUCCUAUCUGACACACAGACUAAAAAGGUGAGCAGUGAAUGCAUCCUUGAGUCAAAACUGGGCACAUUGAAGUAACAAUCACAAGAGAUUCUGCAGAUACUAGAAAUCUUGAGCAACACAUGCGAAACGCUGCAGAAGCUCUGAAAGUCAGGAAUUAUCUAUGGAGUAAGCUCUGAAAGUCAGGAAGUAUCUAUGGAGUAAGAAGUAUCUAUGGAAUAAGCAGUUGACAAUUCGGCCAAGGUCCUUCAUCAGAACUGAAACUGAAAGGUGAAGGAACCAGAAUUAGAUGGUGGGAAGGGGGGUGGAGUAUGAGUAGGUAAAAUCAGAUAAGGGGAAAGAUGGGUGGGUGAGAUGGGGUUUGAAAUGAAAAGCUGGGAGGUGAGAGGUGGAAGAGGCUGAAGAAAAAGGAAUCUGAUAGGACAUGACAGUGGACCAUGGGAGAAUAGAAAGGAGAAGGUGCACAAGAGGGAGGCAAAGAGCAGGUAAGAAGAAGUGAAGAGGUAGGAGGAGAACCAGAAUGGGAAAUGGAAUAAGAGAGAUGGGGAGAAAUCAAUAUUCUAGCUAUUAGGCUGGAGGCUACCCGAUGGAGUAUGAAGUGUUGCUCCUCCAGCAUAAGAGUGUCCUCACUGAGGCCGUGGAAUAACAUGCCAGAAUGGAAAUGGAAAGUGAAACUGAAAUGGCUGGCUAUUGGGAAAUCCCACUUUUUGUGGUAGAUGAUGCAACAGGGCUCAACGAAAUGGUUCCCCAUUCUACGUUAGGUCUCACCAUUGCAGAGACCACACAUUAAAAUAAUUUUUUUCCUCAUGUGGAAAUUUCUGGUAGAAACAAGAUUAGAGUAUGGAUUUAACAACAGCCAAGAAGGCAGAGGAGGAAAUGAAAUUUUUUGGCACUUAAGUGUUUGUAGUGAAAUAAUUUGUUUAUAAUUAAAUAGGAAUACAGGUUGUGAAUGGAAAGGGCCAGUGUGACAAGGCCUAAGGAUAAUUCAAAUAUUCUUGGUUAUAAAGUUUUUUGAUAAGACAAACAUUAGAGAGUGGGGAAAGGAGUAGGGUGAUGGUAACAAAAGUGAAGAGGAGUAGCAGUAUUGGUUAAGAGAACAGCAAUGUGCAGUGAUUACAUAUCUGGAAGGUUAAGAUGAGUACUAAACAGUUUUCGUGAACAGACUGGCUAAAUGGCAUAUUGGAAGUGGUGACUAUAAUUCAAUUAUACUAAACGGUGUUUUGGAAGAGCCAAGACCAACAUUACUGGGAAAUGAUUCUGCGUUAGUAGAAUGGAAACAGUUGAAGGACCGUCAGAGAAAUAUCAAGAGCUCAAUUCUGCAGAAAUUCCAAAGGAAUUUAAAGUCACUGAAUUGAAAUUAAAGAAGUCAGUUGGAAGGCAAAGGGAAUGAAAAAGUGUUGGUAAAUAAAAUCAAAGGGAACAGAAAUAUGUGGAUGGCGGCGGAAGACACGCAAAGUUCUGAAUGAAUACAGUAUACGGUGUGUGAUGAAAUUAGUUUGACAUAAACGUGGAAGUGUAUGAAUUUUUAGUAAUGACAAACACAGAGAGUGAGGGUACUAAGUCAGAAGUGGAUUAGUCACCAGACCAGACAAAAAUAUUCUAGGCUUUUAAAAGAAGCAAGGUUGGAAAUUGUGCGAUUAUCUUUGGCUGUAGACAUAGUGCUAGAAGACUAUAAGGCUACUGAUUGCACAGUGUUGGAGGACAAUUUUGGAGGACCAUAUGGUUAUUGAUGGCACAGUGUUGGAGGACCAUAAGGUUAUUGUUUAAAAGGAGGAAAGAAUAGCCUUUUCAAUUAUAGGCCAGUGAGUCUGACAGGAAUGUUGUUGGAAGAAUUCCUGUGGGACGUCAUAAAUAAAUAUUUAAAUAGGUGCAGAUUAAUCAAGGAUAAUCAACUAGAUUUAUUAAGGGUAAAUCACGUCAGACUAACAAUUUAAUUGUUUUUAAGAGGUGACUAGGAGUUUGAGUGGGAGUAAAGCAUUUGAUGUGGUAAAAAUGGAAGCUAACAAGAUAUUUGACAGUCAUACAGAGAAAAUUGUCUAAGAAUAUUAAAAAAAUUGAACUGUUGAAUAAAAAAGUGGCUUAGUGGGAUUCCACCAGCAUCAGUAUAAAGCUCCAUUUUUUUCCUGGUAUAAAUAAUAGACUUAAAUAUUUGGGCCUUUAUUAAGGAUUUUGCCAAUGGCAACUAAAUUGGGUCUGUUCAAGGGUACAGGAAGAUAGCAAUGAACAAAAGAAAGGCACAUUAAAUUUGGUCUUCAGAAGUGUAUGAUCAUGGAUUAUUGGAAGACAAACAAUUCAAGGAAUAAAUGGACACUAUGUGUGGAGGUAUGACAGGACGCAGGGGAACUUGGUCAGAAGGAGCAUCAAGGUAGUAAAUGGGAAAAUCUGGAGUUUGAUGCCUGCAGUUUGGGGUCUCAUCAUCGGUGAGCCCAGAGUUCAUCAUCUGGUGUUUGAGGACAUGUCCUGCAGUUGAUUCUGAACAUUGACUCCUGAAGGUUGAGACCCCAAUUGCCGAAAUCUUGAGUCUGCGAAUUCAGUGGGGAAGGUGGGGGCUGUAGUCUAUGAGUCUGUGAGUGCACUGGAAGCUGGAGGCCUAGAGGCCUAUCCUGGAUUUGGAGGACUGUCUAUGUAGGUGGGAGAGAUGGAGCAAUGGGGGCUUGCUUUGCUGUUGCUGCUUUGUUACUUUGGCUGAAGAUUGUGGGCAUGCGAUGUUGGCACCAAAAUGUGUAGCAAUACUAGUGGGCUGCCCCCAGUACAUCCUUAGGUUGUUAACAUAAACAACACAUUUAUUGUAUGUUUUGAUAUACAUGUCAUAACUAAUUGAAUCAGAAAUAUAAAAUAAAUGGAGUGUAGAUCUACAAGUCCCUGGAUGAAAUGAGUGGUAGUUAAGGUGGUUAAAUUCAACAUGGAUCAUUGCUUUAAUUGUCCAAAGGCACAGAAAACCCGAGCAGGGAGACUCUGUUGGGUGGCCCAGCAGUAUAACUAGUAGAGUUCCCGUGCUACAGCUUGAGCCACUGUAGUUCAAUCCUAGUGUAAGGUGCUGUCCACAUAGAGUCUACAGUCUUCCGCUGACUGUGUGAUUGAUUCCUCCUGGGUACAGCAAUUCCCUCCCACAUCCCAAACACAUUUGCAUUAGCAUGUUAAAUGGCCACCAUCAGCUGUCCCUUGUGUGUAAUGAGUGAUUGAAUCUGUGAUAAAACACAAAACUCUGGGGGAACUCAGCAGGCCAGACAGCAUUUAUUGAGAGGGAGACCCUUCAUCAGGACAGGAGGAAGAAGCCAAAAUAAGAUGGGGAGAGGGAAGGGGUCCAAGCUGUCAGGUGAUAGGUGAAGUGUGGAUGGUGGAGCCGAAUGGAGUGAGAAUCUGGGAGCUGAUAGUUACAAAAACCUAGAAGGCUGAAGAAAAAGGGAUCUGAUAGGAGAGGAGAUUCAUCUGGCUUGACCAAUCGUCAGCCAGUUUGUACUCAUUGCCCAACCCCAUCUCCUUAUUCCGGCUUUCCCCCUUCCUUUCUAAAUCCAUUGAAAGAUUCUGGGCACAAACUGUCGACUGUUAUUCCUCUCCUAAGAACAGGGGUUCCUAGCCUUUUUUAUGCCAUGGACCAAUAACAUUAAGCACGUGGUCCAGGUUGGGAACCCCCGCCAUAAAGGAAUAAACCUGCUGACUUCCUCCAGCAUUUUGUGUGUGUUUGUCUGUAUUUCCAGCAUCUGCAGAAACGCUUGUGGUUGUGGUUGAAACCUGUCAAGUAUUGAAAAGCAUAGACAGAGUGGGUGUGAAGUGAAAGUUUCCAAUAGUGGAAGAGUCUAAGACAGAGAUGGGGAGGAAUUACUUUAGCCAGAGGGCAGUGAAUCUGUGGAAUUCAUUACCAUAGACACCUGUAGCAGUUAAGUCAUUGGGUACAUAUAAAGUGAGAGUCUGAUAGGUUCCUCAUUAGUGAGGAUGUCAAGGGUUACGGAGAGAAGGCAGGAAACUGGGGUUGGGAGAGCCAUGACAAAAUAACAGAACAGAUUAAAUGGGCUGAAGGGCCUAAUUUUGCUCCUAUGUCUUAUGAUCUUUGAUCAUUUAUAAUUUUUCAGUCCUAUUCGAUCCAUUGAAAAGCAAUGAAAUGCCCUUCAGAAAAAUACCUUCACAUAAGAUUGUAGUUAGUGGCAGAGGUGGGUUAGAGAACCAUUUCUGCUUUUACCUCUGCUAGGCUUUUCAUUUAGGUUUACACACUCAGUCAAUAGAAAUGAAAACGAUGCAAAGUUUAAACCCCUUCACCCAGUCUCGCACCACCUAUUUUCCAUUCUGUGGUAAGAGCAGGGUUAAAGCUAAAUGUCUUAAGAUCAUGGAGAAUUAAUAUUGUAUUUAAUACUGGUUUCAUGCAAAAGUAUCUCAUAAUUUUGAUAACAGCACAUUUGUUCAUUAUAUUAUCUAAUAGAGAAAUUUUAUCAUGCAGAAAGUGGCAAUUGAACAAGUUUUUCAGUACAGUAAGAGGCAUUCAAGAAGUGGAUCUGUCCACAUACAUACUCAUUUAAAGUAUUAACAAAUCUGGUCUAAUUUUGGAGGACCUUCCAAUGCAGAGGAAAAUGAAUUCCAAGUCUUUAUGUCUGCCUGGUCUCCCACAACUAAUUUGUAAUGUUGAUGAGAAUUACUUUUGGCAGCUAAAGCAAAUCGAAAGGGGGAAAAGUUUCCUCACUGUAAAUAUGUGUAAAGCCAUGACUGUAGAAAAGACCCUGGGAGCAGGCUCUCACAACAAGGGAGCAGUGUUUCAAACUAGCAUGAGGUAAAAAGGGAAAAAGCUUUGCCAAGGCAACGCUCGCUGUUCAUUAACUGAAACACAUAGAUCUAUUGUUUGAGGAAAAUAGUAUCUUAUUUGAUAUUCAAAUUUCUAAACUUAUGACUAAUGUAAAAAUAUGACCAUAGGGAAAAGAGUUCUACCUUAUUGUGAUUCAUUACUUAAUUUGCAGGUAUGAUCAUUUAGUUGUCUUAAUUAUUUAAGUUUAUUAACAUCAAUAUGUUUGAAUUUUUAGAGAAGCAGGUCGCGUUUGUCCUACUCAACUAGCAAUAUAAAUUGCAGUCAUGUCAGUCUACUCUCAAACAUCAGCAAGUGUUUACAAAGUAUUGUGGCUGUGCCAUCAAACUGUAUUCACCAACUAACAAUACCCAGUUUAGCUUUUGCCAGAACUGCUCAGCUACAGACCUCGUCACAAUCUUGGUCGAAAUGUUGACUGGAGAGCUGAAUUGCAGAAGUGAAUGAGAAUGACAGGACAUCAGUCAGUCUUUGACCAACUGUUGUAUUAGACAGUCCGGUAAGACUGCCGUCAGUGAGUGCCAAAGAGGAAACUCUUCGGUAGAUGGAGCUGUGUUCACACAAAAGAACAUGGUUGUGGUGUUGGAUGUCAACCAUUCCAUUUCUCAGUAACAUCCAAGGCACAGUGUCUCCAUUUGGUUCAUCAGUAACCUUCCUUCCACAAUAAUGAUAAGUUAAAAUGUAAUUUUAAAUUUUAAUAAAUAUGUUAAUUUAAAAUUAGCAAAUUUAAAAGUAUGCAGCAAGACCCAGACAACAUUGAAAUAAACACCUGGCAAUGAUUAUCUCAAAGAUAGAGUAGAACAGCAUGGUGGCAUAGUGAUUAGACAACACUUUGGAGCACCUCCUCGUACUUACCCCUGCCACAGGACCCCAUCAAAAAACAUCAACCCACUGUCUCCCGCACCAUCUCCACCCUCAGCAACUCCGGACACCUUCCUCCCUCAGCCAAAAAACUCCUAAUUUCCACACCCUGCGCAGCUUGGUUUUACCUCCUCCCCAAGAUCCACAAGCCUGACUGUCCCGGCAGACCCAUAGUUUCAGCCCACUCCUGCCCCACCGAACUUGUGUCUGCCUACUUGGACUCCAUUUUAUCCCCCAUAGUUCAGUCUCUCCCCACCUACAUCCAGGAUACAUCCCAUGCCCUUCACCGCUUCAAUAACUUCCAAUUCCCCAGCCCCGACUGCUUCAUUUUUACCAUGGAUGUUCAAUCCUUAUACACCUCCAUCCCCCAUCAAGAAGGCCUCAAAGCCCUCCGCUCCUUUUUGGAUAACAGACCCCACCAGUUCCCCAGCACCACCACACUCCUCUGGUUGGCGGAGCUUACUCUAACUCUCAAUAACUUCUCCUUUGGUUCUUCCCACUUUCUCCAGAUCAAGGGCGUAGCCAUGGACACUUGCAUGGGCCCCAGCUAUGCCUGCCUCUUUGUGGGUUAUGUGGAACAGUCUAUGCUCCAAAUCUAUACUGGCACCACUCCCCAACUUCUCCUCCGCUACGUUGACAACUACAUUGGUGCUGCUUCCUGCACCCAUGCUGAGCUCGUCAAUUUCAUCGACUUUGCCUCUAAUUUUCACCCAGCCCUUAAGUUCACUUGGUCCAUCUUGGACACUUCUCUCCCCUUUCUUGAUCUCUCAGUCUCCAUCUCUGGAGACAGACUAUCCACUGACAUCUUCUAUAAACCCACUGACUCCCAUAACUAUCUUGACUAUACCUCUUCCCACCCUGCCCAAUGCAAGAAUGUCAUUCCCUAUUCCCUGUUCCUCUGCCUCUACUGCAUCUGCUCCCAGGAUGAGGCUUUCCAUUCCAGGACUUUUCAAAUGUCCUCUUUCUUUCAGGAUCGUGAUUUCUCUUCUGGCAUCGUCAAAGAUGCCCUCACCCGCAUCUCCUCCACUUCCUGCACUUCCGCCCUCAACCCAUCCUCUCGUCACUACAGCAGGGACAGGGUUCCCCUUGUCCUCACCUACCACCCCACCAGCCUCCAGAUCCAACAUAUUAUCCUCCGUAACUUCCGCCACCUUCAACAGGACCCCACCACCAAGUACAUCUUUCCCUCACUACCCCUCUCAGCUUUUUGCAGGGAUCGUUCCCUCCGCGACUACCUGGUCCACACGUCCCUCCCCACAGAACUCCCACCUGGCAUUUAUCCUUGCAAGCGCAAAUGCUACACCUGUCUCCACACCUCCCCCCUUACCACCAUUCCGGGCCCCAGACAGUCCUUCCAGGUGAGGCAACACUUCACCUGCGAGUCUGCUGGAGUUGUCUAUUGUAUCUUGUGCUCCCGGUGCGGCCUCCUCUACAUCGGUGAGACCCGAUGCAGAUUGGGGGACCGCUUCGUCAAGCACCUACGCUCCGUCUGUCACAAUAGACAGGACCUCCCGGUUGCCACUCACUUCAACUCUGCCUCUCAUUCCCAUCUAGAUAUGUCCAUACAUGGCCUCCUCUACUGCCAUGAUGAGGCCAAACUCAGGAUGGAGGAGCAACACCUCAUCUACCGUCUGGGUAGCCUCCAGCCUGGUGGUAUGAACAUUGAAUUCUCCAAUUUCCGGCGAGACCUGGGCUCGAGAGCGAGUCUGUGUGGAGGCUGAACCCGCUCCCAAAGAGAUGUCGGGACAAUCAGCGGAACCGGAGACUCGGCUUCGAUCCUCCUAUUUAUUCGGUUCCCAGGACCGGAGGCGGAUUAGUGACCUAAGCGA
Molecule: messenger RNA, 7916 nt
Organism: Hypanus sabinus (Atlantic stingray)
Lineage: Eukaryota; Metazoa; Chordata; Chondrichthyes; Myliobatiformes; Dasyatidae
Gene: dipk1c
Product: divergent protein kinase domain 1C
Exons: 2
Coding region: 6423-7808 (461 amino acids)
Source: RefSeq, a predicted model, not a curated record